Molecule: messenger RNA, 358 nt
Organism: Poeciliopsis prolifica (blackstripe livebearer)
Lineage: Eukaryota; Metazoa; Chordata; Actinopteri; Cyprinodontiformes; Poeciliidae
Product: serine protease inhibitor Kazal-type 1-like
Exons: 4
Coding region: 21-281 (86 amino acids)
Molecular function (GO): protein binding
Source: RefSeq, a predicted model, not a curated record
CUUAUUCUGAGUUAUCCACCAUGAAGGGAAGACUUAUUGUGCUGUGGCUUCUGAUCAUCUGUAUCGCAACAGGUGCUGCAUACAAGAGGUCUCCGGGAAAGAAUAAGGCCAGAGAGCCUAAAUGUUCGGGUGAAAAGCGCUUCGGAUGCAUAAAGAUGUGGCUCCCUGUGUGCGGCAGUGAUGGAGUCACUUAUGCCAAUGAGUGUAUCCUCUGCAAGGAGAACCGGGAAUUCGACAAGAACAUCUUGGUCAUCAAACGAGGUCCCUGCUCACUUGAAUGAUUGAUCAAAUCAACACCAUGAGGCAACCCAGAAACAUCCAUCGUUGUCUCAUUGUAAUAAAAUCUAAGUGUGAUCAA